GGACAUCUUUCACUUACAGCCUCACUUUAUAGGUCGGCAGGAACUUGUCUGUCUUAGUUUGUUCUGGUACAACUUUCCGUUUCUGAUUUCCGGUCCGGCUCAGCAGCUCGUGGGAAAAGCCGCACUGGUCAUGGACGACGAAGAGGCUGAACUGCGAAAUCCCUUUCCCUCGCCGCCGUCGCAUUAUACUCGCUACACGACCCACAAUCUCAAGCUGCUCGCCCUGCUCAAUGAACGAGCACCCAAUGAAGAGACCCCCAAUCAACAGGAGGUCUUGUCUGAUCAGGUGGACGUCCCAGAUUGGCCCUUGAAGCAACUCGAGAAACCACGCGUUGACUGGAUUCUUGACGAGCCUGACGCCUACUACGAUGUGUUUGGUGACCGUUGGUCGGUCAAGGAGACGAUACCCCCACUGGCGGAGGCUGGCAUCACACAGCUAUACCCUUCUGAUCCUAGUGCUGACCGACGACCGGCAUUGCUAUCCGUCUUACGUUCCCUUCUCGUGACAUAUUCCUAUCUCACGUCCGCUCUGCUCGCUCCGCCCCUCACAAAUUCUUCUCGUGAGAAUGUGGAGCCCGAAUGGAAACGUCACGUCGAUUGGAUAUCCAUCUUGAGUCAAAACAUAUUAGCUGCAGCAAAUGACCUCCGGCCUGUCCAGGCGAGGGGUAAUUUGGAGCUCAUCAUGAAGCGGCAAUUGGAACUACGGAGAAAAGAAACUGCUGCCCUUCACGCAAAAUGCGACUCCCUCGAAAUUAGACUGGCGGAACUUCGGGCAUCUGCGCAAAAUUCGUCUCAGACGAAUGAACAGGUAUCGUUCACUACGUUUCAGCACACGGACAUUAAGCCCUCAGGAACUGAUGAGCGCGGACCGAGCAAUGAAGACGUACUUUGCUGGGUGGAAGAAAUAUAAUAAACACUAGUUCUUGUAUGUAACUGUAGUAUAUUUAUUUCAAUAAUUUCAAUUCGAGCCACGUGACCAUACUAGGC
Guyanagaster necrorhizus is the source of this 987-nucleotide messenger RNA. RefSeq lists its product as uncharacterized. The transcript has 6 exons. Gene Ontology annotation, cellular component: core mediator complex; mediator complex. Lineage: Eukaryota; Fungi; Basidiomycota; Agaricomycetes; Agaricales; Physalacriaceae. The record is from RefSeq and is a predicted model, not a curated record. Gene Ontology annotation, molecular function: transcription coregulator activity. The coding region runs from base 131 to 910 and encodes 259 amino acids. Gene Ontology annotation, biological process: regulation of transcription by RNA polymerase II.